CGUGUCUUUAGAAAGCGCACUCAACUUUGUGCUGGAGAUUUGGUGCGACUUACUUUUCAUAUUUAAACUGUUUGGACGAGAUGAAUUCUGUUCAGAGAAAAAUCCCAUAUACACCUAAAGCCCCUAUUAGACAGGGCAUAUACAGCCAGGCUGUUUUGGUGGACCGUACAAUGUACAUCUCAGGACAGAUCGGCAUGGACGUUAGUGGACAGUUGGUGGCGGGAGGAGUGCAGGCUCAGGCCAAGCAGGCACUCCUUAACAUGGGGGAGAUUCUGAAAGCUGCUGAAUGUGGAUAUGAAAAUGUUGUCAAAGCCACAGUGCUGUUAACAGACAUUAAUGACUUCAAUAACGUCAAUGAUGUUUACAAGCAGUUUUUCAAGAGCAAUUUCCCAGCUAGAGCUGCCUAUCAAGUAGCUGCCCUGCCCAGAGGAGGACUUGUUGAGAUUGAAGCGGUCGCUGUGUUGGGACCCAUCACAGAUGCCCCCUGACUAUAUGACCCCGACAUGCAUCACACAUUGUAAAUACAGUUAUAUGGAGACAAACCGCAUCCCAUAUUACAAAAUCAAUCAAACUUUUAACCUCCCAAGUCACCAACAGAAAAAAAACACUCUUUUUCUGUUGCCCAUUUUGCUAAUAUAAAUAUGCUAUCGAGAGUUCAGUUCAAAGCCCAGUUCAAUUCAACUUUA
Sinocyclocheilus rhinocerous is the source of this 686-nucleotide messenger RNA. Its product is annotated as ribonuclease UK114-like. The record is from RefSeq and is a predicted model, not a curated record. The coding region runs from base 81 to 488 and encodes 135 amino acids. Gene Ontology annotation, molecular function: deaminase activity. Lineage: Eukaryota; Metazoa; Chordata; Actinopteri; Cypriniformes; Cyprinidae. The transcript is spliced from 6 exons. Gene Ontology annotation, cellular component: cytosol; mitochondrion.